Molecule: messenger RNA, 3676 nt
Organism: Thunnus maccoyii (southern bluefin tuna)
Lineage: Eukaryota; Metazoa; Chordata; Actinopteri; Scombriformes; Scombridae
Gene: nup133
Product: nucleoporin 133
Exons: 25
Coding region: 127-3543 (1138 amino acids)
Biological process (GO): poly(A)+ mRNA export from nucleus; protein import into nucleus; transcription-dependent tethering of RNA polymerase II gene DNA at nuclear periphery
Cellular component (GO): nuclear pore outer ring
Molecular function (GO): protein binding; structural constituent of nuclear pore
Source: RefSeq, a predicted model, not a curated record
AUAAUUCAAGCGACUGUACCGCGCGCUGUUUGUAGAGGUGUAUGUUGUGGAUUCAUCGUGUUGAUGUAUUUUGCUUUUUACUGAUAAAUUAUUAGAUAUUUCUCGACAGGGUACCACACAGCAGGCAUGUUUAGCCCCCGCACCGCCCCGAGCUCCGGCCGCCGGCAGCAGGGCAGGACCACCGGGAGGAAGAGCGUCUCCGGAGCGGCCGGCAGCCUGCUGUUCUCCCCGCGCAGGACGCCUCUGUCGGCUAGGUCAACACCCACCCGAGUGCAGAGCCACGCGACUGCAGAAUCUCUCAACUAUGAUGUGCAGACCUUCGGCUCAUCGCUGCCUGUCAAAGUGAUGGAGGCGCUGACGAUGGCUGAUGCUGAUGACCAUAUCUCAGUGAAGGUGAAUGAGAGUGGAUGGGCCUGGAUGGUUUGUGGAGAGAGUCUGAUCAUCUGGAAGAUCUGCCAGACAGCUGUGGCCAAGCUGUCUGUCUGUAAGGAGCUGCAGCUGCCUGACAGCGAGUACAACUACACAGCCGACCUCGUAGACGUGACGUCCGCUGCUCCCCUGGAGACGGCCGCCGUUCAGUCCAUCUCCGUCCUGGUCAUGUCGGUGGAGGGAACGGCUCGCUUCUGGCCCAGCCUGGCCCAGGAGGGCAACUACACCGAGACAGAUGUGGACAUAGGAGACCUCUGCAACUUUGUUGUUGCUGUCAGAGGUGGAAGCUUCGUCCUGUCCUCAGAAAAGAGUCGGCUGUUGAGAGCGGGUGCGGAUUCUUCUGGAAAGCUGCAGUAUCGAGCUCUGCAGCAGGGCCAGGGCAUGCUGUCCGGCAUCGGACGCAGAGUCUCCAGCCUGUUCGGCAUCCUCUCCCCGCCGGCUAACGACACACUGCACAGCGUGCUGUGGGUGGGCGGAGCCAGCUGUCUGUACACGCUGACCAGCUCCAGUCUGAGUAAAUGGGAAGUGGACGAGAGCUCGGAGCACCAGAUCCUCAGCUGGGACGCCCAGAGAGCUCUGACGGAGAGUAUCGCUGACGCUAUCUGGGGGUCAGAGAGCAACUACGAGGAGAUGAAGGAGGGAGUGAAUGUGGCGUACCUGGAUAUGAAGCUCAGCCAAGCCGGCCUGGUGGUUUUGGCUGCAGCCUGGCACCCGGCAGACAGUCCCUGCCUGGCCUACUUCUGCCUGGUCACCCUACAGGACCACGGAGCCGCCAUCUCCGACCAGUUCACCGUGGAGGUCACCAAAUACAGCGCUCCGUUCCAGAAUGAGGAGGCCCUGCAGGCCACCCGGCUGGUGGUCCCGCGGUCCCCCGGCUCCACCGCCUUCCUCUACAACGAGGAGCUGGUGUUCGCCUGCUCCACGGGAACCAGCAGGGGAGGACUACCUGAUGAGAAAAUCAGCUUCAACUCAGCUGGUGAUGGUGUACGUGGAGGAGGCUGCUGCGCUAACCUGCCGGUGUUUUUCUCCCAGAACAGUGGCCUUGUGGCAGUGGUGGCCAGAGAGAGCGCUUCCAUUCUACCGGAGACCAUGGAGGACUCGCUGUGCUCCUCGCUGGCUGCAGCUCCAGAGGUUUCAGCCAUGGAGACGCCGACCAGAGCCGAACCCGUAGCUCAGGAGGACAAAACCAAACUGCUGAAGGCGGCUUUCCUGCAGUUCUGUCGUAACGACCUGGUCGGGGCUCAGACUGUUACAGACGAGCUCUUCCCUGCUGAUGGUGAUGGGGAGGAGGGAGCCGAGCUGGACGGCAUGGUGACCCGCAUCAACCUAGACCUGGUGGACGACUACCCGGCCUCCGACCCCCGCUGGGCCGAGUCUGUCCCCGAUGAGAGUGCCGGCUUCCCUCUCACCUCUCUCAUCAUCCUCCACCAGCUGGAGGACAAGAUGAAGGCCCACGGCUGCUUCAUGGACUUCCUGCUGCAGGUGGGUCUGCUGGACCGACUCAGUCAGGUGACGGUGCGUUCGUCUCCCAUGGCAACGCGCCUGCUGCUGUGUGAACAUGCUGAGAAGCUGCAGGUGGCCAUGGUGCUGAAGAACCACCACACCAAGCACGGUGAGCUGGUUAACCGGGCCAUCGGCGUCGCGUUGCAGAGGAACAACGCCGUCGUGCCGCCCAGCCUCACACCUGCGGACGUCUUCUUCAGAGAGGUGUCUCAGAUCUCCUCGGUGUUUGAUUGUCUGUUGGAGGAGGAGGAGCGGAGUCUGAAGGAGAAUCCGGUCGACUCUGUGCAGUGGGCCGAGGUUGUUCUCACAGUCAACAACAUCAUUAAGGACAUGCUUCAGGCUGCAGGUCAGUACAGAGAGACUAAGGCCUCUAUGUACAGAGCCUCUGAAAACGCCGCUGCAGAGCCCGAGUACAUCCCAUGGACAGCGUCAGGCGGUGUCGGCGGCAUUCGCACCGUCAUCUCCCGUCAACACGAGAUCAUCCUGCGCUCCGUGUACCCACAUGCUGACUCAGAGCUGCGCAGCGCCCUGUGUGAGCAGCUGGUGGCGCUGUUGGACAUCUACCUGGGCGGCUAUGUGGCCCAGCUGACCUCCCUGCAGCAGCAGAGGCCCCCAGGGGCCCAACAGGAGCGCUACAACAGCCUAGAAAUGGAGUACAGCCAGCGCCGCUCCGAGCUGCUGGCCCCAUUAUUGGAGCUGGGUCAGUACCAGUGGGUCGCAGCGCUGGCUGAGAAGUACUGUGACUUUGACAUCCUGGUUCAGAUGUGCGAACAGACUGACAACCAGAGCCGUCUGCAGCACUACACCACCAAGUUCGCCGACCAGAACUUUGCGGACUUCCUGUUUCGUUGGUACAUGGAGAAGGGAAAGAGGGGCAAGCUGCUGUCCCAGCCGGCCGCUCAGCACCAGCAGCUGGCCGGCUUCCUGCAGGCUCACCAGCAUCUGAGCUGGCUGCACCACAUCCACGUCCAAGACUACCAGAGUGCCCACAGGACGCUCUACAGCCAGGCCAACUCAGAGACGCGUUACUUUGUGAAGAAGAAGACUCUGCUGGCUCUCAGUAAGCUGACGGCGUUGGCGUCAAACCUGCCAGAGGACGAGGUCAACAAACAAGUCGAAGACAUCGUGGAGCAGGAGCGCUUCCUGCUGCACCAGGAGACUCUGCCCCGACAGCUACUGGAGGAGAAACAGCAGAACCCCGACACCAUGCCGCUGCUCAGCGCUCACAACCUCAUUCAGCUGUACAUCUGCGAUGACAACAGGGGAGCCAACGAGUACGACUUCAAAAAGGCUCUGGAUCUCCUGGAGUACAUCGACGAGGAAGACAUCGUGGACAUCGACUCUCUGAAAUGCGAGAUCUUCGGCAGAGCGCUCCGGAGAGACGACUGGUCCUCCGCUGACGGGAACGACGACCCUCUGGAAGCCGCCAAGGACAGCAUCUUCGUCAAGAUCCUUCUCAAACUCAUACAAGAAGGUGUUCCUCUGCAGACGUACCUUCCCGAUGUCAAGGAGCUUCUGGAGCUGGAUGAGCUGAGCAGUUUGAAAUCGAAGCCGUAUUUUGAAUUUGUUCUUCGAGCAAAUUAUGAACAUUAUCUUCAAGCGCAGAUGUAAAUCCCCCCCCCCCCCCCUCCCCAUGACCCUUUAAUACCUACUGCACUUCAGCUUUCCUUUGUAUUCUAAUCCUUUUGAAGAGUUGUUUGAGGAAUUGUGUCCUUUUCUAAAUAAAUGUGUUGAUAUUUCUGUA